Molecule: messenger RNA, 2573 nt
Organism: Lates calcarifer (barramundi perch)
Lineage: Eukaryota; Metazoa; Chordata; Actinopteri; Centropomidae
Gene: espnlb
Product: espin like b
Exons: 5
Coding region: 53-2140 (695 amino acids)
Biological process (GO): actin filament bundle assembly
Cellular component (GO): cytoplasm
Molecular function (GO): actin filament binding
Source: RefSeq, a predicted model, not a curated record
UUGUCAUUUUCAGGAAGAGGAGCUCCUGCUGCUGUGAAACACUGGAGUGUGAAUGCACAGGGUCAACAUGGAGAACAACAAGCCAGUGAAGGAAGUGCUCCCCCUGCCGCGCCUUCCUGCUUCACUUCCUGUGACCUCUCCCUCUCUGACCCCUGCUGCCACUUCAAAAAAACACACCCCAGGCUCCAUCCAGCACGUACAGGUGGCCUCCUCAGUGGUGACGUCAUUCAGCCAUCUGAAGCCUCCAGAGAAAGAUCUCACCCUGAUGUCUCAGAUGAAGUCUAUCAAGUCUCUGAGGCACGCUGGCUUUACUGCGGUCUUCACUGGGCAGACGAAGCUUGACAGUGAGGAGGUUUUAGAGGAGGUACCAAUCGUCGAUGUGAUCCUGGCCGACAUCGACUCCCUAGUGCCCACUCACGAUGAAGCCGGCCGCCCCAUAGCAGAGUGGAAACGACAGGUGAUGGUGCGGCAGCUGCAGGUCAGGCUGCAGGAUGAGGAGGAACAGAGGAGACAGGACAUGACUAAUGGCUUCACACCAGUGGAUGGUUGGAAGUACUCCCAAGCCCACAAUGCAGUCUUGGGGCCUUUUGGUGAGCUCCUGACUGAGGAUGACCUGGUGUACCUGCAGCAGCAGAUCGAGACUGUUUCACUGCAGAAACGCUGCCAGGUCUAUGAGCUGGAGCUGACCAGGCUGACUGAGGAGCUGAGGGCCAUUUUGCCUGAUCCCAUUGUCAGCAUCUCCCUUAACAAAGAGGUGCUACAGCAGAUGGAUGCAGAGGGGAAAAUGCACCUGACCUUGCCAGUCUGGUGCAGUCGUGUUUCAGAGAUUGUCAAGAGUAUGUCUCUGCUGGUGGCCAAUCUUACCCACACCACAGAAGAUAGCGGUGAGAAGAGAAUAAUGGAAAGCAUGAUGGAGGAAAUGAAGGGGUUGCAGGGCGUGAAAGAUAGUUCAAGAAUUGAUUUGGGCCAGGGACUCGAGCAACAAGGCCAAGAGAUGGGUCAUUUGGAGACCUCUAGUGGAUCCUGUAGGAUACCUCACAUCGGCAUGGCGUCUGCUUUCAGCCACCGUUUGGAGACCAACAGCUACAGCAGAGCACGGAGAGAGAGGGUGGAGAAGGAGAUCCAGCAGUCUGGAGUGUCAGUCAGAAACCUAAGAUCCAACUUUGAAGGUCAAAUCGGUGGUAUUUAUCCCUUUGCUGGGGUUGUGAAAGGAGGCCAGGAGUUGAAGAACCAGGUAGUGGUUGGGGCUUCAGGAGGAAACAAUCCGAGUGUCAGCACAGGCCCCAGUUGUGAGGCAAGCCACAGCGAUACUCCUAGAAGACUUAUACCUGUGAUGGAGACCACCAGCUUAAGGAAAGAGCGUAUAGUGGUGCUGUUUCUGAGCCACUGGAAGAAAUCUGCAUAUGCUAUUUCAGUCAGAGCAGCCAGGCAGAGACAGGGACAAGAGGCAGCGUCAGGGAGAGUGACAGCAGCACCACCCCAACAGAGAAUCACCUCCAUGUUUCAGUUCUGCCAACAACGAGGUGCUGUGGACAAGAUGCUAAACUCCUGGAAGAAUAAACUAGAAUUCAAAGAGGGGCAGAAGUCCUGUUGGUCCACCUCUACCUCACAAAAUUCCCCCUCUCGAGUCACCUACUCCCCAGAACAAUUCCUGCCCGACGAGGACGGUGUUCCGGUUAGCUACGACAGCUUGACCCUUGACCUCUUCAUGCUGGGAUACUUCCACAUCUUAGAGCAAGAACUGUCGCCCGAGGAGAGGAAGAUGAGGCAUCUCCUCUGCUUUGAAGUGUUUGACCAUGUCGGUAGUUUCCCCUGGGAGACGGUACGGGAUUUCCACAAGGCGGUUCUCCAGGAAAUCCAGGCUGGGAGGCGACAGUGGAGCAAUGGCUUCGAGGACAUCAAAGUCCGUUUCUUCGGGGUCUCAAAACCGUGCCGCAGUCCGUCAUCACCACCAUCGUCAACGUCACUGUUGCCAGAUUCCAGACAAGUACCAAAAGUCAUAGUUCAAACUGCUACUCCAGAUGAGUGCAGCAGCACAGACUUCUCCUGUUUCAACAAUGAAGACAUUUGUAAAUACAUUGACCGCAGCUUUGCCUUCUGGAAGGAGAAGGAGGCAGAGCUGUUUGAUUUUGAACAUUAGUCUUAAGGAUAAAUGUCACAUUUUUGCCACUAAAUGAUAGCAUGUAGGUGUGCUUAUUUUCUGAUGGGACCUGAAUAAAAGUAUAUUGAGAUGUUGCAUUAUUGAUGCAAAGUUAUUGCAAAUCUCCAGCUUAUCCAGUCCUGUAGCUUCUGCAAACACAAAAUGAUGCUAUGACUGACAUUUAAAAGAGCUUUAUGACAUAGCGAUAGAAAGUUACAUUCAGAUGGUGAGAUCUCUGAGGACUCUUGUAAUUUGUAAGCACUGCUGCUACUUAAAGGGGCAAUCCACUUAUUUCACAAUACCACUGGGGGCAUGAAGGUUGAAAGAUGUGGGUGUUUACUAGGCAGGGACUAAUGAAGGACUCUAAACUGCAUUAUGGGAUGUGUAGGAUCCAGUUUUUUAAAAACCCAUAUGGGAGACUAAAAUCUGGAAU